UGUAUCCCUCCUCGAGUGCGCCUCUACCAUCUCCAUCUACAUUAUAUCAUCAUGAACUUCAUUCUUCCUAUUCGCAUCGUGCAGCUCAUCCUCGCACUCCUCGUUCUUGGAACGAGUGCCUAUGGUGAUCACCAGCGUCUAUCGNNCAAUGGCUCACCCUCUUCGAUCAACUUCCUGGUCUUCUCAUCAGUCUGGACGCUUCUCGCCAUGAUCUACCUCAGCCUCACAUCGUGGAAGCUCGAGCGCUUCGCACACCCAUGGAUCAUCUGUGGUGUUGAGAGCUUGACAAUGCUCUUCUGGUUUGCUGGAUUCAUCGCCGCCGCAGUCUUCCUCAGCGACCUCAUUACUUGUGCUGGACACGCUUGCAGUGCUGCUAAGGCCGCCACUGUUUUUGCUGCAUUCGAGUGUAAGUCUGCCCCUGUUUGCAAAAUUCAGACUCGCGUUGUUGACAAUGUCAUGCAGGGGCUNUUAUUCGCCGUUACAACAGCUCUGGCUGUUAUGGCUGUACUUGGAAGGGGUCGUGCCACCAAGGCCGGACCCAACACAAUGGGUGCUUGA
This is a messenger RNA of Aureobasidium uvarum, 558 nucleotides long. Lineage: Eukaryota; Fungi; Ascomycota; Dothideomycetes; Dothideales; Saccotheciaceae. The record is from the annotation of a GenBank genome assembly.